Molecule: messenger RNA, 345 nt
Organism: Rangifer tarandus platyrhynchus (Svalbard reindeer)
Lineage: Eukaryota; Metazoa; Chordata; Mammalia; Artiodactyla; Cervidae
Source: the annotation of a GenBank genome assembly
AUGGUGAUCCUCUUCUCAGGGUUGCACAUCUUCCACGUCCAUCCACCCUCCUGCUCUCAUCUGCGCAAGCCCUUUGUGUGUGAGGUGACAUUCACGGAUCCAGGGGUUAGGACGUGGACGUCUUGGGGGCUGUUACUUGGUGCACUUCAGUCUCCAUUCUGCUCUAAAAAGAGCAUUUCGUGGGAGGUGAUUUCAGGGAAACACCUGCGCCCAAGGAUUGAGCCCCCCGCAGCCUCGGGCACAUGCAGGGGUCGCAGGAGGGUGUUGAGUGCUGCAGUAACCAUCCUUACUGGGCAAGGUGGGGGACACAUGGACGGGGUUGGGGGGGAGCUUACUGCAGCCUGA